Messenger RNA from Oryza sativa Japonica Group (Japanese rice), 2371 nucleotides. RefSeq lists its product as uncharacterized. NCBI's taxonomy places the organism in Eukaryota, Viridiplantae, Streptophyta, Magnoliopsida, Poales, Poaceae. The record is from RefSeq and is a predicted model, not a curated record.
AUGAGGCCGAGGGGUUUUUUACUUUACCCAUUGCCCUCCCACCUGCUCCCCCUCCUGCCCUCCCACCCUCUUGUGCGCAUUCCGUCGAGCACGUCGCGGGCGCACCUCCCGCCGCUGCCUCGGCUUGCCCCACCGCGGAUCGCAGAGCGAAGCAUCCCCGCUAGGCUACUAAAGAUGCCUCAUCAUGGUGGUAGGAAGAAGAAGAACAAGGGUGGGAAGGGGAAGCCUCGGAAGAAGACCGACGACCGCGGAGAGGCCAAUGUCGGGUCGGGCGACAGCUCGCCCGCCGUCCGCGUCGAGGAGGAGGCGGAGGUGGAGGCGGAGGCGGAGGUGGGGACGGCGGUCGAGCCGCAGCGCUCGGGAACGUUGGCCUCGCCCACUGACGUCGUCGAGGCAGCCCAACACGGCCAGCGGCAGCAGCAGGCCUCCCAGUCCCAACAGACACCAAGCCCUCGAAGUUAUGCAGCUGCAGUGGUGAACAAAAGAGAAGAUGAAACAGUUGGCUACAACUUCCUUCAGUUCCUUCGAAGCUUCACAGUAGAGCACAGAGAAGGGCCUUUCUAUGCUGGGGAACUAAAGAGUAUGGUCUAUCAGAACAGCAAAACUUUUUGUGUCUACUAUGGGCACUUCCAAGGACAAUAUGCAAACCUGGGUACAAAAAUAUCCAACUCAUAUGCGAGGGUCGUGGGCUUCUUGCGAAGUGCUAUAGGAAGAUUCAUCACCGAAUAUGAACUUGAUGAUCAAUGGAGAGAAAUAUCAAAUGACCCCCCAAAGAUUCAUAUUGAUGCCCUGCCCCCAGCUGGAAGCAUUGUUUCACUUCAAUAUUUCCUGGGACAAGCACAUAACAAACUUGUGGAGACUGCACGCAUCUAUGAUCCCAAUGGUAGCUUAGUCGCUGAUAGUACUAAGCUGGGAAGGAGAGUGUUCCUAGGGUUCCUCAUAUAUAUCAUCAAUCAGCAUAAAGAUGGACGCAGUUGGUGUGGUGAAUUUUCUAUUGAUGAUCUACUAGUCAGAAAUGAAUCAACAUUUGGAAUCACGAAGGCAGCUUCUUCCCAUGCAAGUUGUAAAGCAAUGGCUAAGGAUCUGAAACAGUUGGCAAAGAUACUAGAGAAACACUUUCGCACAGCUCAAGGGCAGGUCCCUGGCUACUUCAUUAAGCUUUUUUCUGAACUAAAAGAGAGCGCAGGAGAGCUCGGGCAGUACAACUCAGAGAAAACCAGGAAGUUCCAUAAGUAUCUGAGUUCGCAUCUUGCACUCAGGUCUGCGAUGUCAAGGAGGCACCUGUUUAUGGAUUUGUUCCGAGCGUACCAGCUACUUGGGAAAACUGCAAAGAAGGAUUUGAUAUCCCUUCUAGGAUCCAUGUUUCCAGAAGAUAAAUGGCUUGACCAAGUAGACAAGCACCAAAUGUUUAUAAAAGUAUCUGAGUAUGGCAUCGUGGAAGGUGACGCAGAUAAGGCAUCCAACAGUCAAGAUCAGAAGAAGAAAAGAUCAUACAGUGGCGAUCUUUUAGAUUUGCUGGUGUUUAUCCGCCACGUUACUGAGCACGGGGCGGAUCACACGAAAGAUGAUAACAUGGAGCAAAAACUCAAGAGUUUGGUUGAAAUUGACUUGAUAAUUGCUAAGUAUCUUUCGGCUGCUGUUGUAGACCUUAUCAAGGCUUUGGUGAAGAGUGACUUGCUAAAAGACACGUUUUCUGACCCGUGGAAUGCGUUUUCUAAUUCUUCCUAAUAGGUGGGUUAGCACGCUUGUUGGAGAAGAGAGGCACCACUGCAUAUCUUGUAUUCAAAGUGCCGUCAAGGACUUGAGAGUGCCUCGUUCAGUAAUCAUAGUUAGCUGAAGUCUGUGGUGUAGGUGUUUAGCUUCCAAACUUGGUUAGAAUUUUGAGUUUCCUGCUUACUGGCGUAGUAUGCUUCAUAUUUUUUUCCUUUUUCUUGUUUUGAGGUUGGGCCAGGUGAGGUACCCCCCGCUCUCCAGUAAGGACCCCUGACUGUUAGUUCUAUGCCAGGAGAGUAGUUUUGGUGUGAUGUGUUGGGACUUGGGAGUUGUUCAGUCUUUUUGAGCUUAACCUGUAAAGUUGGUACCCGGCGUGCGUAUGGAUCGGAGCUGGUGAACAGAGAAGGAAGACGCGCACAUUGGGGAUGAUUUUGGAGCGUGUUGACUGUUGAGGACUGGUAGGUUGCUAGGGAAAUCAGCAUAACCUGGAUUACAGCCCUUGUUUGGGGGGUUUGUUCUCUGUCGGUUGGUCUGCAAUGUUUAUUUUAAUCCCCUUUCUUAUUGUUGGCUAUUUCUUGUCAUGCUACCCUCAUGGAAAUAUCGAUCUUUUACAUUAGCAUAUAAAAUAUUAAUUAUUGGACCAUAAAUAAUGCUUAAA